Papilio machaon (common yellow swallowtail) is the source of this 1317-nucleotide messenger RNA. RefSeq names its product calcium uniporter protein, mitochondrial (gene MCU). The transcript has 8 exons. NCBI's taxonomy places the organism in Eukaryota, Metazoa, Arthropoda, Insecta, Lepidoptera, Papilionidae. The record is from RefSeq and is a predicted model, not a curated record. Gene Ontology annotation, biological process: mitochondrial calcium ion homeostasis; calcium import into the mitochondrion. Gene Ontology annotation, cellular component: mitochondrial inner membrane; uniplex complex. Gene Ontology annotation, molecular function: calcium channel activity; uniporter activity. The coding region runs from base 66 to 1190 and encodes 374 amino acids.
UUAUACAUACGUACCGUAGUAGUCAUUGCUCUUUGGGAGGGUGUACACAAGCAAGUAGUGUAAAGAUGGCGUCGACGGUGUGUGUUUCUAGGUGCCGACUUUUAGCGAAAUUAGAAAUAAAUCGUGGUUUGUGUUUAUCAUCAAUAUUUAGGGAUUUGUCGAAUAGCAGAGAGUCGUGGUGCCGGCGCUGGCGACCAACACGGCGAUCUUUCUUCACAAGCGCUUGUGCUCACGGAUCUAAAAAUGCUCCUACAAAAUUGGAACCAGAGAAAUCUGAGGAAGUAUUGGUGACGUACCGUCGCGGGCUACCGGUGAUCACGGUGCCGCUGCCAUCCCGCCGCGAGCGCUGUCGCUUCACGCUGCGCCCCGUCUCACAGACCGUUGGCGAUCUAUUGGAACAGGUGAAGGCGGAAGACCGCGGCGUGGAGCGCGCAGUGGCCCUGGCGCCGGAUGAUCGCGUGCGUAUCGCCGCUAGCGACACGAUAGAGUCACUGCUAGAGAACGACUUCCGACUGGUCAUCAACGAUACAGAGUAUUAUGUUAAGAGUCCGCCUCAGGAACGUUUGAGUUCAGAAGAGAUAGUUCGUUUGAGCGACGUGCGCAACUUGGUUAAUCAGCUUUAUGAAGCUCUUAAUGUUCGCGAGCAUCAGAUCCGCAAAGAGCGUGAGCUUAGAGGACAACUGGAAAAACUCUCUGCUGAACUGCAACCUCUCGAAGAGAAACGCAUGUCGCUGGAAGUAGAAACGUCUCGGCGCACGUCCGCCCUCACGUGGGUGGGCCUAGGUCUGAUGGGUGUGCAGUUCGGGGUCCUGGCUCGGCUGACCUGGUGGGAGUACUCCUGGGACAUCAUGGAACCUGUUACUUACUUUGUCACAUAUGGCACCGCGAUGGCAGCGUACGCGUACUUUGUGUUGACGAAACAGGAAUACGUGUUACCGGACGUAAAAGACAGGCAACAUCUCUUGAUGCUUCACAAGAAAGCGAAAAAAAUCGGACUCGACAUCAAUCAUUAUAAUUAUUUAAAAGAUGAGAUAGACAAGCUUCAAAAGGACCUUGCCCGUCUAAGAGAUCCAUUGCACAUCCAUUUGCCGACAUCGUACGCGCCUAAAACUGGUGAAGACAAACGUUCCCCGUUAACAAAACUAAAGGACAUGCUCGAUGAAACUAGUAAAAAAAUGAAAAUCACGUAAUAUAUGUUUAUCACGCGUCGUCGCUUGAAAUAGACGCGUAAGACCCGGCUUGUUAACACAUUCACUGCUACUCACUCUGCGAGUUCACGUGAGUAUGUGUAAAUCAUAGUGGCAUUGAACGUGUUAA